Molecule: messenger RNA, 6460 nt
Organism: Corythoichthys intestinalis (scribbled pipefish)
Lineage: Eukaryota; Metazoa; Chordata; Actinopteri; Syngnathiformes; Syngnathidae
Product: Krueppel-like factor 6
Exons: 4
Coding region: 142-978 (278 amino acids)
Biological process (GO): regulation of transcription by RNA polymerase II
Molecular function (GO): RNA polymerase II cis-regulatory region sequence-specific DNA binding; DNA-binding transcription factor activity, RNA polymerase II-specific
Source: RefSeq, a predicted model, not a curated record
GACGCGAGUUGGAGGGAGCUGCCACUCCGGUGCGGACUUGAGUCAGUGUGCGCUGCGCUCCGGAUCCAGCGCGACGUACAUGCGCACGCUCGCUGGCACGCACGCACGUACGUACGACCACCGGCCGGGCAGCUCGCUGAGAUGGACGUCAUCCCCAUGUGCAGCAUCUUCCAGGAGCUGCAGAUCGUGCACGACACCGGAUAUUUUUCCGCUUUACCGUCCCUGGAGGAGUAUUGGCAGCAGACAUGCUUGGAGCUGGAGCGCUACCUCCAGGCCGAGCCUUACGUGUCGGCGUCCGAGCUCAAGUUUGAAGGCCAGGAAGACCUUUGGAGCAAACUCAUGCUGGCGUGCGGCGACAAAACGGCGGACCCCAAGCUGGCCAAGGAGGACGAGGACCCCAGAGAGAGCCGCGACCCAGUCGGCUGCUGCUUCCACUCGGACGCCAGCAGCGAGGCGUCGGACAGCUCCGAGGAACUGUCGCCCGCCCUGGACUUCGGCGCCGGCUCGCUGGCGGACCUCCUGGGCGACGUCCCCGAGGACUUGAGCGUCGCCGCCUGCGCCGUCAUCAUCGGGACGCCGCCCUCCUCGCCCGAGAUGGCCAAGGAGGGCCCGACGGGGCCGCGCUCUUGGGGCCCCGUGCACGCCGUACCGCACCUGGCGGGGAAAUCCCGGGCUGAGAAGCUCGCCGGAGAAGAGGCGUCACCUGAGGGCAGGAGGCGAGUCCACAGGUGUCUCUUCAACGGAUGCAGGAAGGUGUAUACCAAGAGCUCGCAUCUCAAGGCGCACCAGCGCACUCAUACAGGUGAGAAGCCGUACAGAUGCUCAUGGGAAGGCUGCGAGUGGCGUUUCGCGCGUAGCGACGAGCUGACGCGCCACUUCAGGAAGCACACUGGAGCCAAGCCAUUCAAAUGCAGCCACUGCGACAGGUGUUUUUCCCGCUCGGACCACCUGGCUCUGCACAUGAAGCGGCAUGUCUAAGGCGGCGAAGUGGAAAGCCCCGCGGGACGAAUCAGGUGGAUUUUUCCUGACCUGCGCGGCAUCAGUGAGGCCGGUGCGUCGUGUCGACGGGGUACCGCGGCGGGAAAAAGCAGGCUGUUCAUUUUACGCCGUACUCUCACCGGAGCGGAGAACGUCCUGGAAAGGACGGGAACCUGUUUAUGGCGUAUGUGACACUUUCCAUACGGCGCCACACCUGGAGGAUCAUGGGAUUUUUCAGGGGGUGACGACAGAGUGUUUGGACUGCGGAUGCCUGCGCUGGUUUGCUGUAGUGCGGCGUGCAUGGUGGGCGAGUGAAUGAAAAGAAAGCCUGGGAAGAAAAGGAUGGGUCAGUUGUUUUUUUGCUGCCCUCCAGAGACCUGGAGUGGAACUACAGCCGCCUGCUUAUUAGAAUUUUUUAAAAAUCGGGGCGGGAGGAGGGUUUUCUAUUUUUUUUUCUGUUUUUGGUGCAGCUAAUAAAUGUGCAAUGUAUGACGUAGCCUGUGUGAAAACACGCAAGAAAGAUCGUAAAAUAAAAACAAUUAUUUCAAACAGUCGGAACUGGCGAAAGGGUUAAAGGGGGACACUGGAAAGACAAAAAUGUAACUCACCCCCAAAAUUUUCCAACUCCGUUUGUCUAUAAAAUGUAAGUUGAGUCUUGAAAAAACAUGACUCUCCGUGCAAAACCUGACCCUAAUCUUCUAAAGAUAGAACUUUUUUGCUAUGAAAUCCCUUUUUUUUUUUGUCUCGAGAAAAUUGGUUUGACUGGGAGGGAUUGGCAGAAAUAAUUAUAGAUAAUUAAUCUUGUCAAAUGAAAGAUUUUAAACCAGUCAAGCAGAUUUAUUCUUUAGAAAUGUUGACUUUUUUGGUGAUAAUUUCUCAAUAUUAACAGGACGUGUCCCAAAAAUCAACAGGAAGUCACCCAUUAUUAACAGGAAGUGAACUGGAAAUUACCCAAAGUCGACCUGAAAAUGACCCCAAAAAAAAACACUCAGAAAUGAAAUGACUCAAAAUCUAUAGGAAGUGACCCAAAUGCCCCAAACUGAACAAAACGUGACACAAAUUAUAUAGGCAAACCGGAAAAGACUCCAAAUCAACAGAAUGGGAGUCCAAAUGAAACGGCCACCCAGAAACGACUCACAAUAAACAGGAAGUGACCGGAAAUGCUCCGAAAUGAACAGAAAGUGACUGAUAAUGAAUAGGUCAUCCAGAAAUGACUCAAAAAUCCAAAGGAAGUAUCUAAAGAAAUCCCAUAAAAUGAACAAAAAGUGACUCAAAAUAAAUGGAACACCAGAAACGACUCAAAAUCAACACAAAGUAACCCAAAAAUGCCCCAAAAUGAUCAGAAAGUGACUCUAAAUAAAUAGGCCACCCGGAAACGACUCAAAUUCACCCAAAAUUGACUCAAAAUGCCCUACAAUGAACAGAAAGUGACUCAAAAUGAAUAGGUCACCCAGAAAUGACCCAAAAUCAACAGGAAAUGACACCAAAAUGCCCCAAAAUGAACUAAUAGUGACUUCAAAAUGAAUAGGCCAACCAGAAAUGAUUCAAAAUCAACAUAAAGUGACUCAAAAUGAAUAGGUCAACCAGAAACGAUUCACAAUUCAACAGGAAGUGACCCAAAAAUGCCCCAAAAUGAACAAAAAAUGACUCAAAAUGAAUAGGCCACCCAGAAAUGACUCAAAACCAAAAUAAAGUGACCCCAAAACGCCACAAAAUUAACAAAAAGUGAUAAAGUAAAUAGGCGAACCAGAAAUAACUCAAAAUGAACAGAAAGUGACUCAAAAUGAAUAGGCCACCCAGAAAUGACCCAAAAUCAACAGGAAAUGAUCCAAAAAUGCCCCAAAAUGAACAAAAAAAAUGAUUCAAAAUGAAUAGGCCACCCAGAAAUGACUCAAAACCAAAAGAAAGUGACCCCAAAACGCCACAAAAUUAACAAAUAGUGACACAAAUAAAUAGGCAAAUCAGAAAUGACUCAAAAUGAAUAGAAAGUGACUCAAAAUGAAUAGGCCACCCAGAAAUGACUCAAAACCAAAAGAAAGGGACCCCAAAACGCCACAAAAUUAACAAAAAGUGACACAAAGUAAAUAGGCGAAUCAGAAAUGACUCAAAAUGAACAGAAAGUGACUCAAAAUGAAAAGGCCACCCAGAAAUGACCCAAAAUCUAACAAGAAGUGACCCAAAAAUGCCCCAAAAUGAACAAAAAGUGGCUCAAAAUGAAUAGGCCACCCAGAAAUGACUCAAAACCAAAAGAAAGUGACCCCAAAACGCCUCAAAAUUAACAAAAAGUGACACAAAGUAAAUAGGCGAAUCAGAAAUGACUCAAAAUGAACAGAAAGUGACUCAAAAUGAAUAGGCCACCCAGAAAUGACCCAAAAUCUAACAGAAGUGACACAAAAAUGCCCCAAAAUGAACAAAAAGUGACUCAAAAGGAAUAGGCCACCCAGAAAUGACUCAAAACCAAAAGAAAGUGACCCCAAAACACCGCAAAAUGAACAAAAAGUGACUCAAAGUAAAUAGGCGAACCAGAAAUAACUCAAAAUGAACAGAAAAUGAUUCAAAAUGAAACCAGAAAUGACUUAAAAUCAACCAGAGGUGACCCAAAAAUGCCCCAAAAUGAACGUAAAAUGACUCAAAAUCAAAAGGCCACCAAGAAAUGACUCCAAAUCAACAGGAAGUGACCUGCAAAUGCCCCAAAAUGAACAAAAAGUGACUUAAAAUGUUCAUUCGCCCCUCCCAGUUCAAACGGAUUGGACAUCUAGCACCGUCAAUGGCACUGAAACACAUUCACGACCAGUCCCUCGCAGUUGAAACGAAUGAAAAGUCUGUUCUUUAUUUUUCUCUUUCCAGUGGACGUCUAGAAGCGAAAAAGUUUUGUUUCCGUGACAACAUCAACCACUACUACUAAUAACGAUGGCUUCGCCUUGAUUUUUUUACUUUGUUUUAUACGCGUCAAAACAAAAAGCGAGAGGAAAAAAAGUGCACUGUUGACCUUCUGGAUGCCUUACGCAAGUGGCCUUGUCAACUUCAACGCAAACACAGAAUGCAGUUAUUAAAAAAGCUUUACAGACGCUCAUUUCCUCUCUCCACAAUAAAACAAGCCCAACGGCGUCCGACAGACGUUAUCACAUUGGACUUUUUUUGUUUUUGUUUUUUGGACUUGCGCUGUUUGCUACCGUGUAGUAACUAUUCCGUUUUACAAAAUAGUCAUGUUCAAAUUACAAAGUAUUCUCAGUCAAUUCACUCCAGUCAUUUAAUUUUAGGACUUCUUUCCCCCUUCAAAAUGUUUCCCAACUGCCAAAUUUUACUAUUUUUAACUCAUUGGCCGCAAUUGACUGCGAUGGACGUUCGAUCCUUUGGAUCCUCAGAUUUUCUGAUUUUUGUUCUUGAUGAAUAUAUGACUUCAACAAUGUAAUAUUAUUCAAAUCAUUUCAUUGUAAUUUUGAAAUAUUUUCCCUUGGGAAAAAAUGGCUUUCAUGCCUGGAUUACAUUAAACAAAUGUACAGUACAUCAAAAAGCAUUUGGGGAAAACAUAAGUACAUAAAAAUAUUAAUAACAAUGCAUUUAUUAUAUAUGUAUAUAUAUACAAAAAAAAUGGAUGAAUUAAUUCAAAACAGAUUUUUAAAAAAUGAAAUGGAAGAAAAUUUAGGAAACUAAUUUAAAAAAAUAAUCAAAACUUAAAAAAUAAAUAAAUAAAUAAAUAAAUAAAUUAAUUAAAAUGUUAGAAAUUAAAUUUAAAAAUAUAUUUUUUGAACCAACCAUAUAAAAAUGAAAAAUUAAAUUUGGGAAAUUUUAACAAAUAUAAAGGAGGAAGUUAUUAAUUAAUUUAUAAAUUUGUAAUUAAUUAAAUAAUUUUAUUUGAUUUAAAAUUACAUACAAAUACAACAUAAAAGUUGAAUAAAUUAAUUAAAAAGAAAAAGAUUUUUUUUUUAUUAAUUAAUGAAAUAUAAGAAAACAUAGGAAACAUUUUUUUUUUUUUUAAUCAAACAUUAGAAAAAAUGAGAAAAAAUUUAAAUUUUGGAAAAUAAAUUUUAAAAUAUAUUUUUUGAACCUACCAUAUGAAAAAUUGGGGAAAUUUUAACAAAUAUAAAGGAGGAAGUUAUUAAUUAAUUUAGAAAUUUGUAAUUAAUUGAAUCAUUUUAUUCCAUUUAAAAUUACAUACAAAUACAACAUAAAGGUUGAAUGAAUUAAAGAAACUAAAAACAGAUUUUUUUUUUUUAAAAUCGAUGAAAUAUGAGAAAACGUAGGAAACUAAUUUUAAAAAUUGUCAAAAAUGAAAAGAAAAUAUGGGGGAAAAAUCAAAAAGACAUUUUAGAAAAUUAAUUUAAAAAUAUAUUUUUUGAACGAAUAAAUAUAAAUAGAAAAAUAAAUAUAAAUGGGCAAUUAAUUAAAUGUAUUUAAUUUAAAACUAAUUAAAUUAAUUUUUAAAAUUUAAAAUUACAUAAAAAUACAAACAUAAAAGUUGAAUAAAUUAAUUUUAAAAAUUAGCAACAGAUUUUAAAAAAUAAAAGAAGUAGAAGAAAACUUAGCAAACUAAUAACAAAAAAUAAUCAAAAAUUUAAAUAAAAUAUAUAUAUAUAUAUAGGGAAAAAGUAAAAAGAAAUAUUAAAAGACUAAAGGAAAAUUAAAAAUAUAUUAAUUGAAUGGAUUAUAUAAAAAAUGAAAAAGAAAUUUGGGAAAAUAUUAAAGUUUAAAGGAGGAAUUUAUUUAUCAUUUACAAAAAAAAUCAACCAAUUCAAAUUAUUUGAAUUAUUUACGAUUUUUCAAAUUAAUUUUAUAAAUUUAAUUAUAAUAUUUUCUUAUAUUAAUUUAGUAAUAAAUUCCUCCUUUUAUCAUUUAUUGUUAUUAAUUUAUUUUCAAAAAUUAAAUUUAUAUAUAUGUUUUAUUAUUUCCUCUAUGUCUUACUUUUUAUUUUAGCAUACUUACUGUAUUUACAUACUAAUGUAAUCCUCCAAUGCUUCACGUACGUAUAUUUGUCAACUCCCAUUGACGGCAACAGACAUCCGACCGAACGUUCAUUCGCUUCCACCUCUCUCACGUCAAAUAGAUUGGACGUCUACAAGUGAUAAAAUCAUUCAAAACGUUUUCAUUUAUCUUUUAAAAGCCCAGCCAAGCUAGAAUUCAAACCGAGCUAGACAAAGACGGGACUUGUUGCGUUGUGACGGGCGAGCGAGCGGCCAUUGUUCUUUGUAUUUUUCCACUUGGAGAGCUCAACAAAGCAAAAGUGUUUCUAAAAAGGCCCUUUUUCUCAACCGAGGACCAAAUCGAACAGUGUGGAUGUUCUCUUAGAAAAUAAUAAUAAUAACAAAUGGUUUGUUUUUGCAAACUCUCACAAGUAUUAUUUUUGUUUUUUUGUUUUUUUAUUUGCCAUGUGACUCGUUUGGAUGAUCAAAUGUGACGCUUUGUUUGUAUUUUGUUUUGGAAAAUGCUCAAAAUGUAUGAAUGUAUUUUUUAUGGGGAAAGUGGAUUAAAAAACAGGAUUUUA